Odocoileus virginianus texanus is the source of this 4479-nucleotide messenger RNA. The record is from RefSeq and is a predicted model, not a curated record. Lineage: Eukaryota; Metazoa; Chordata; Mammalia; Artiodactyla; Cervidae.
GCCGCGAGCCACGCCCGGAGGCGGGUAGUCUGGGGGGACCCUCUCGUCUUGGCCUCCAGUUCAGCCCCUCUCUCGGGGCCUCCUGGGGGUUUUCCCGGCGGCCCUUUCGCCAACUACCUGACUUCCGGAGCGAGGUGCGGGACGGCGUUCCUUCCUAAACACAGGCGGGGCUGGGAGCGCGAGGGCUGCGAGCGGCGGCAAUUGCUAGGCGGAGACCGCUCGGUGAAGAAAGAUCUGAGAAAGGAUCAGGACGGGCGGUCUUACCCAUUUCAGUAAACGGCACCAUCCAUUCUACUGCUUAAUCCAAAAACGUGGAGUCAUUCUGAAGUUCUUUUCCUUCAAUUCCUGAAGAACAUUCUACCGGUAAACGCUGCCGGCUCUGCCUUCAGAAGAGAUUGGAGUCAGAUCACGGUACUCCUGUUUCCAGCUCUCCGGUGACUUUCUAUUGUAAACGCCAUAGCCUCUUCUACAGGGUUUUACUCUCAUCACUGCAUUCCAGCCACUGACUUCUGCACCUGCAGUGAUACCAGAAAGGAACCUACUCUACGGCUGGAGCCAAACCAGAUGCCUUCUUCCACUUCACCAGACCAAGGAGAUGAUGACCCGGAGGCCUGUGUUUUAAGGUUUUCAGACUUGGAUUUGAAAGACACGUGUCUUAUCAAUCCCAGUAGCAGUCUCAAAGCAGAGUUAGAUGUCAGUACAAAGAAGAAAUACUCAUUUGCAAAGAAAAAGGCAUUUGCCAUUUUCGUUAAAACUAAAGAAGUUCCAGCACCUCCUUGUGAAUGUAAAGAAAAAUGGUGGAAAUGCUGUCAGCAACUAUUUACAGACCCGACCAGCAUCCACAGACAUGUGGCAACGCAACAUGCUGAUGAGAUUUGCCAUGAGACUGCUGCUGUUUUAAAGCAGCUGACUGCGACAUCGAGCACCUCCACGAGUCCCGAGUCUGCAGACAAUGGGAACCCUUUCAAAGAUGACCUCACCCAUGACCAAGAAGUGUCUGCUUGGCUCCCGGAUACAAGCUGCUUCAGCCCUGAUGAGCUGAUAAGUGGCCAGGGCAAUGAUGAAGGGGAGGUGCUACUUUAUUACUGCUACUGUGACCUGAAGGAUCCUGACUGGGUCUGUGACUGGCAGACAGCUCUGUGUCAGCACCUGCAUCUCACGGGCAAGGUUCGAAUUGCUACGGAAGGAAUCAACGGGACUGUUGGUGGGAGCAGACUAGCCACCAGACUCUAUGUCAGCACCAUGCUUUCCUGCCCACUGUUUAAGGAUUACCUCUGUAAGGAUGAUUUUAAGACCAGCAAAGGAGGAGCUUGCUGUUUUCCAGAAUUGCGUGUUGGUGUGUUUGAAGAAAUUGUGCCCAUGGGGAUCAGUCCCAAUAAGGUCUCCUAUAAGAAGCCUGGAAUCCAUUUAUCCCCAGGUGAAUUUCAUAAAGAAGUAGAAAAGUUUCUGUCUCAGGCAAAUCAAGAGGAAAGUGAUACUGUCCUACUGGACUGCAGAAACUUCUAUGAAAGCAGAAUAGGACGAUUCCAGGGCUGCUUAGCCCCAGACAUCAGGAAAUUCAGUUAUUUUCCUAGCUAUGUUGAUGAAAAUCUAGAACUUUUCAAAGAGAAGAGGGUGCUAAUGUAUUGCACUGGGGGCAUCCGUUGUGAGCGGGCUUCAGCCUACCUGAAAACCAAGGGAGUGUGCAAGGAAGUGUUCCAGCUCAAGGGUGGCAUCCACAAGUACUUGGAGGAGUUUCCUGAUGGUUUUUACAAAGGGAAGUUGUUUGUUUUCGAUGAGCGUCAUGCCUUGCCUUUCAGCAAUGACAUCGUGUCAGCAUGUUCCUACUGUGGGGUCCCCUGGGAUGACUACAAGCUCUGCUCCACGCCCCAGUGCCGCCAGCUCGUCCUGACCUGCCCUGCCUGCCAAGAACGAGGACGCACAGCCUGCUGUGUCACGUGUCAAGACAAGGGGAACAGACAGGCUGCAAGCCCAGCCCAGAGCAACUUUAAAGAGGAAUGCGAGUGUACCGCCCGACGGCCACGGGUACCGAGGGAGCGCUCACAGCGGGGGCCUCUCGCAGCAGGAGCCUCUGCCCUCCAGCCCGGGGCCCAGGCUGGAUGUUGAUGGGAGCAGCCCCCUCUGUAUCCCCCAGGCCCUCACACAGCUAGGUUUGGAGGAUGUCAGGGCUGCGCUAACAGAAACAGGGAAGGUCAGGGCCGCCAGAGCCGCCGUGGUCAAUGGCCACCAUGUUGGCCCCUGUCCUCCACGAGAGGAGAGAAGAGGAAUUUGGGUGCUGACCUCUUACCAGAGACAUUCUGGCUCAGAGGUGCUAGAGCACAGAAAAAGGUGAGCUUCGUGGGAUCCCAAAGUUCCUAAGGGAGAGAGCCUUGAACCUGGUGACCCGACCUGCCCCUUCUGCACCAUGCAGCAGGGCUGGCGGUAGUCAUUUUUCUUACCAGCAAACCUGUCUGUCCUGAUGGCAGAAAUGAAAGCCGGGUGGCCCGAGAAGUGGGCUUCUCAGAACUGGGCCUCUUAGGUCAAUCCACCAUCCACCCCUGCCCUCCUCUUUUCCCUGCUAGCCUCAGCACUGCACCAGGAUCUGCCAGCUACAGCAUGUGGCCCACCUCUUUCUGUAAGUAAAGUUUUAUUGGACUAGCCAUAGCCAUUCACUUACAUAUGAUUUUUGACAGAAAUAAGCAUUUACAAGAAAGACAUUAUGGCCUGCAAAGCCUACAGUAUUUACAGGUGUACCUCGGAGAUACAGAUUCAGUUCCAAACCACCACAUCAAAAUGAGUUACACGAACUUUUUAGUUUCUCAGUGUAUAUAAAAGGUAUGCUUACAUUAUGCUGUAGAUAUUAAGUGUACAAUAGCAUUGUGUCUAAAGAAACAAUGUAUAUCACCUAAUUAGAAUUUUUUAUUGCUAAAAAAUGCUAUCAUCUGACAAUGUGGGGUUGUCACAAACCUAUUUGUAAAAACCGAAAUAUCUGUGAAGCACAGUAAAGCAAGGUAUGCCUGAACUAUCGGGCCCUUUACAGGAGAAAAAAAAAAAAGAAAACCUUGCCACCUCUAGUCUAGAUGAACAGCUCAUCUGGUGGAGGAGAUAGUCUUAAAGAUGUGGCCAUCUUCAUUUUUUAUGGGUUUGUCUUCUGAGAGAUUUCCCUGUAAUAGUUUCUGCUUCCCUCAACACCCACACUACUAGCUCUUAAGCGUCUUUGAGAGAACCACAUUAUGAGCUCGAUGACACGGACAUCUGGGCUGUAGUUUUUAGGCAAACACCUCAGAACAAAGGCAUCCUGCGUGAGGCUGCUGAGCACUGCCGUGGCGGCUUCCCAGCCUCUGGCCCACACGUCCCAAGAAACACAUGCACAGCCAUCCAUAGACCAACAGAUUUAAUGUUAUAUUGCAGUUUCCAGUGAUGCGGAAUACAGCUGCAGUUGUGUUUCAAGGAGAAGCCGAGCGGGGCUGGCUGUGCCUGCAGCACAGAGCCAGCCCUGGGCCCGUCUGCAGCCUCAGUAGACGCCCCUCCGUGGAGGGGAGGCCCUGGCUCCGUCUCUGGUUGCCCUGUCCUGCCCACAUCGUUACAGUUCGUGUGCGAGACUUUUUCCAUCAAAAGCCUCCGCUCCGUGCUCCGCAGCUUUUGUCUGUGUUCGUCUGCUCUUUGGCCUCUCCUUUGUUGUAAGGUUUGCCGAAUCACUCAUGAAAAUAACUCCCCAAGCAACAGAAAUACUAGCUUAACUGGCACUGUGGCAUAGUAAAAGGCACAAGGGCAGUGUGGCUUAACAUUCUUGCUGGAUCCCAGGAGAUGCACGUGAUGUUAAAAAGGGAUCUGGCAGAGAUGCCAAAAUUACAUUUUCAGAAUUCACCAUCCUGGGUGGUUUGGCCAGGUUUCCUAAUUCUUAAAUAUCUAGAUUUUCUUCACCAUUGCCCUUUAGAGGUUUCAUUUACAGGCGAGAUCAGUGGUGACUUGUCUAAUAAGUGAUGUGACGGGGUGGCUGAAGUCUGUAAGCAUAAGCCAUGAUGGACUGGAAAUUCAUCUCGAUAAUGAUUUACCUCAUAAGGCAUUGGGCCACUACUGACUGUGCAAUUAUGAGUGUUUUCAAGUAUUUGGCCAUAGGUUUUCAUAUCCAUUGUAAGGUUGGCAUUUGGUAAGGAAACAAUUCUUUCUGACUCCAGUAUUGUAAAUAAAUCCCAGAUAUUGAUAAAGAACACCCAGCGAAAUGCUUGUUGCCUGGAAUUAGUUUUUGUUUUUUUAAAAAAGGAUGGUUUUAAAAUUCGAAUUUUCAUUACUGGCUUUUUCUGUCAUUUCCUGGUAACCAGCAACAGGAUCAUUCUUUGAUUGCUGGCAGAGCUCUGUGGGCUUGUCUUUCUUGAGGUAAAAAAAAAAAAAAAAAACCUGUUUUUGACCCAGAAAUCAAUCUAGCAACUUUAAUCUUGAGGUUCUUAAAAUUUAAAGGAGAAUUAAUAAAGAAUGAUGACCUGUUUGUUAAAGAGCUAA